Manihot esculenta (cassava) is the source of this 1621-nucleotide messenger RNA. Its product is annotated as UDP-glycosyltransferase 87A1. The record is from RefSeq and is a predicted model, not a curated record. The transcript is spliced from 2 exons. The coding region runs from base 123 to 1484 and encodes 453 amino acids. Gene Ontology annotation, molecular function: UDP-glycosyltransferase activity. NCBI's taxonomy places the organism in Eukaryota, Viridiplantae, Streptophyta, Magnoliopsida, Malpighiales, Euphorbiaceae.
AAAAGACAAUAACCACAGAGAAAAAACAGUUUAAUCUUUUCACAAGCGGUUGUCUUAAACCUAGUUCAUGUUUUUGUUUCAUCUGAGAAUAGGAAUCUCAUAAUUCUAGAAUUUCUUGAGACAUGAACUCAGAAUCUGCCGCAGUUUGCCAUGUGGUGGCGAUGCCAUUUCCUGGAAGAGGCCACAUCAACCCCAUGAUGAAUAUCUGCAAGCUUUUAGCUUCAAGAAAACCUGAUAUUCUCAUCACCUUAGUCGUCACUGAAGAGUGGCUUGGCUACCUCAGCUCUGAGCCAAAGCCUGAUGAUUCCAUCGUCUUCGCCACCAUACCUAACGUCAUCCCAUCUGAGCGUCUAAAGGGUGUUGAUUUUCCUGGAUUUUAUGAAGCUGUGAUGACUAAGAUGGAAACUCCUUUUGAGCAGCUUCUUGAUCGCCUUCAUCCGCCGGCGACUGCUGUAAUUGGUGAUGUUGAACUUCGGUGGGCUAUUGACUUGGGAAAUCGAAGGAAUAUUCCGGUGGCUGCACUUUGGACCAUGUCAGCUACUUUCUUUUCCGUGCUUUAUCAUUUUGAUCUCUUCGCACAAAAUCAAGAUUCCCCACUUCAUUUAUUAGAAAAAGCAGGCCACAUCCCAGGAAUUUCUUCAUCAAAUAUGGAAGAGCUUCGAAAAAUCUUCCGCAGGAAUGAUUUACGAGUCUUGGAGCUUGCUCUGGAAUGCAUUUCAAAGGUGCCCAAAGCACAGUAUCUUCUGUUUACUUCUGUGUAUGAGCUUGAAACCCAAGAAAUGGACAAUUUAAAAGCAACUUUUCUAUUUCCUGUCUAUCCUAUUGGUCCUUCUAUUCCUUAUUUAGAACUACAAGCCAAUUCUUGUGGAGCCGGUAAUAGUACUGACUAUCAGAAAUGGCUAGAUUCCCAACCUGAAGAUUCUGUCUUGUACAUCUCAUUGGGAAGUUUCCUCUCUGUUUCAAGAACCCAGAUGGAUGAAAUUGCUGCUGGGCUCGACGAUAGUGGCGUUAGGUAUUUGUGGGUGGCUCGUGGAGAAGCUUCUCGGUUAAAGGAGAUUUGCAGUGAUAAGGGGCUGGUACUGCCUUGGUGUAAUCAAUUGCAAGUGUUAAACCAUUCUUCAGUUGGGGGAUUUUGGACACAUUGUGGGUGGAAUUCUACUCUGGAAUCAGUUUUUUCUGGGGUGCCAAUGCUUACUUUCCCUCUAUUCUUGGAUCAAGAUCCCAACAGCAAGCAAAUCGUGGAAGAAUGGAGAGUCGGAUGGAAGGUCCAGGGAGAAAUGGGAGAAGAAAAUUCGGUGACCAGAGAGAAAAUUGCUCAACUCGUCCAAAAGUUUAUGGAUUUGGAAAGCAGAGAAAGUAAAGAAAUGAGGAAAAGAGCAAGAGAUCUUAGGGAUGCCUGUCAACUAGCUAUCAGUGAAGGUGGAUCAUCUGCGACAAAUCUUGAUGACUUUAUUAGGAAUAUUUUGCAAAGCAACUGCCAUUAAGCUGUUUCUCUAUGUUUCAUGAUGCAAAACCAACGAUUUCGAGCAGGGAAUUGGUUCAAGUUUUGAAGCUGUAAAUGAAUAGCAUCUCUUGUGAAUUUGAAGUUAAAAAUAAUUGCUAGUUCAUGUUGAAAGCCCAA